Porites lobata is the source of this 11747-nucleotide messenger RNA. NCBI's taxonomy places the organism in Eukaryota, Metazoa, Cnidaria, Anthozoa, Scleractinia, Poritidae. The record is from the annotation of a GenBank genome assembly.
GAUGGCGGUGUCGCCGGCGGUGAUGAUUGUAUGAGUCAGAUUAAAGGAGAUAUUACUGGAAGAACAUCGAAAGAAAGAUACGAACAGCUAAUCUUGGAGCUGUAGCAGGGUAAGAAUCGCCUUUUGUUUCUUAAGGUAUCCUCUCACUGAUAAAUCCGCAGGAAAUUUUGUUGAUCUGUGGUUAUGAGAUCAGGCCCUUGGCCUUCUGUUUUCAUUUGAUGUUGCGUUAACUUGUAAACAUAGGCGUACGGGCCGGGGGGGCAAGGGGGGCUGCAGCCCCCCCAAAUUUUGGGCGACUCAGAUUUUUUGGGCAGCAAGAGAAAAUUUGGGCAAAGCCAGUUUUUAAAGACGUUUCCAUGUUUUUUUUAUUACUCUAAAGAGACAAAUAUUUUCUAUUUUAAUCUGAAAAAAUCCUGAAGUCAGCGUAAUAAUCCAGUUACAUUCUCUCGAGACACUCACAGUGGUUGCCUAGCGCGUGAUGAGUUUCUGGUUAUAGGGAAGGGUAUCAUUUGUUGAUUUACAUAUUUAUAGUUUUUUAUUGGUGAGCACUGUACUGCACUGCACUGACUGGAAUGGGCUCUUUCCAGUCGUGAAUUGAUUAGAAUAAAUUUCCGCAUAUCUUUCUAGAAUCAUCUUAGCAACAGUGGGUCUGAAAAUGAAGAAGUGGCUGACUAGUAAUCCGCUCGAAUUACGAGAAGAAUAUUAAUUUUUUAAAAAAAUCUAUCAAGCAAUAAUUUAUUAAAGUAGACCGAAAUGUUUAUAAAACCGCUAACAAGAGCCCCUCGAUACAUACUAAUGAAAUCCUUCUCUCUAGCAAUCGGCCGGAGCCAUAUCCAUGAUCAUAUCUUUUACACACGUUGAAGAUUGAAGCUACUAUGAGGUGCAAUUGCAUGUCAAAAGAGCUUCGUUUUCUACAAAUAACAGCCAAACAUCAAGAUUUUUUUCCCCAUAUUUAUAAUGAUAAAACCUUCAUCCCAAAAUAUCCCAAUAACGCUCCUAUAGAUUCCGUUUUAACUUCACGAACAUCGAGGCGACUAUUGGAGAAAAAAGUUCCCGUGAACAAUUUUGUAGGAAUAGUUCCCAUUGCCGAGAAAUAUUGCUGCAAGUAAAAUAGACAAUGGCGUCAUUUCGUUGCUAUGACAUUUCCGAUGUCAUUAAAACCCCGCUCAUGAUAAAUUUUCAUCUUCAUCUAAUAAAACUAUGGUAGCAGUUUUUCCAAAUGUUUGUCUAUGGCGACGUAGUUAUUCUCAAAAUUGGGAGGUAUUGACCUUUAUAUGCCCGUACGGCCUAUUGGAGAAAAAAGUUCCCGUGAACAAUUUUGUAGGAAUAGUUCCCAUUGCCGAGAAAUAUUGCUGCAAGUAAAAUAGACAAUGGCGUCAUUUCGUUGCUAUGACAAUUCCGAUGUCAUUUAAACCCCGCUCAUGAUAAAUUUUCAUCUUCAUCUAAUAAAACUAUGGUAGCAGUUUUUCCAAAUGUUUGUCUAUGGCGACGUAGUUAUUCUCAAAAUUGGGAGGUAUUGACCUUUAUAUGCCCGUACGGCCUACGUUAUUGCAUCGUAUCGCCUUCGUUUCUUGUCUACUGUUUCGUAAAAAUUUGGGCAAGUUGGGAGAAUUUUUUGGGCAAAUGGGUUAACGCCCCCCCUGGCAAAAAAUUGCCCGUACGCCUAUGCUUGUAAAGAAGUCCAAGAAAAAUUAUUUCCACCUAAAAUGUGUGUGAACUGUUCUUUUUAGUAACUGUAUAUAUAUAACAUUAACCAGCAGUAACCGAGAUGAAUUAGUGUAAAUGUUAAUGUUCAUGACGAUCGACUCAAUGCACUUCCGGCUUUAAAGGCCUCCACUAGUGAGCUAACAUUUUAGAAAGAAUUAUUCAGGUGCAUUCAAUGGGGGCCAGAUCAUUUCGACCAAAAAACAUAGAGUUUGCAAAAUGCAACAACACAUUGGUCUCUUUCCAACUGACUCGCUUCCCAACUUCCUCCAGGUUGAACUGAUUCACCGGCUGUUGAAGGGAGGGUUUAUCUUGUGAGUUGCCCCUAUUGAAAAGUUAUUUCAUCUAAUGUCUAAUGCCAUAAGUUUGGAUAACCAAACAUUUCUCGCUUGGUAUGUGGAUUCUUUCAUUAACUUUUUUCAGAGCCAAAAUUUUUAUUUGUUUCUUUAUUUCUCUUUCAUUUCCCAAAGAAUAUGGUAUAUAAUGGAGAGGGGGUGGGAGGGAAUUCAGGGAGCUGGGGCCUGCAGGUGUCAGUCUUUUGGGAGGGGCGACCUGUAGGGGCUCAGUUGACCUUGGUUCACUUCAGUAUGUUCAUUUAAAAAAACAAUUUAAACCAGCUGAUGCAUUCUUUUAGUAAAAGAUCAAUUCAUUUAUUAGUACGUCCUAAUAAGUAUUAUUUGUCAACAUGUACACGCAAACUUGCCUACCAUCAUUGUAACUCAUGUACUGCACAACUACUCCUGGUUGUUCAAAAGAUGGAUUACGUUAUUCACUGGACUGAGUGAAUAAGUAUUUGUUAGGAAAACUAAUUGCACUAUCCACUGGAUAAUGUUCUGUCUGGAUGGAUAUAGCGUUAUCCACCUUUUGAACAACUGCUGCCUGCAGUAAACAAUAAUGGAACAUCACACAUGGAAAGAGAGGUGUGUGUACUUCAGGUGGUUACACCUUGUAUAGUAUAGUAAACAAUAAUGCAACAAUAUCACACAUGGAAAGAAAGGUAUUUGUACUUCAGGUGGUUACACCUUGUAUAGUAUAUAAUUGUAUGAAUCCACCCUUUGAACACCCUUUGCUUUCCUUAAAACGUAUCUCCUGGUAACCUGAAUCUCAUGCGAUUGCUUUGAGUUGUUUUCUCCUCUCAGUAACACCUGAAUCGACUAGCCGUUAAUGCCAUCCAGUGAUGUCACUACUUCCCGAAAACCGGGUAGUGAUUUUGAUUGGUUGAUUGUCUAAACAUUCGCAUAAUUAUGUAUAAUUAUGGGAAAUUUUUGCAGGAGUUUUGCUUGAUAUUCAGCACAUUGCAUCGGUGGCAUGCUUGCAUGGAGUUGAAACAUCUCGAUAAUCUUUAUUGUAAACCGCAAAAUUGCCCUUGUCUUCAAAACUGAAUUGCUAAAUUGAACUGCAAAUGAAGGAUCAUUGUGGGGAUCGAGUCUGUAGGUUUUUCAUUUAGUGCCGCUUUGUGGUUUCACAGUGAUUUUCUUUAUGUGAAGUUUCUGAGACCAAUAUGCUAUCAGGGUUUUCAUUAAUUUUUGAAGUAGGAGGGUUCUCGUGGUAGAGUAAGCGGGCAGCCCUACAUACCGAAGGGCCGAAGGACCGAGCCUCUAGGGGGGUCCGUGGGCAUGCUCCCCCGGAAAAUUUUUGAAAAUUAGACUCUCGGAAAUGCAUUUUCCAGCAUUCUGAGUUGGAAAUUUAUAAUUCUAUUCCCUCAUUUUGCAAACGAAAAUUGUGAAUAAUUUGCGGAGCUUUUACUUUAUACUAGCAAUGUUGUAACUGUUUACAGCCUUAGAGAAUUUACUAAAUUGACAAGCACAAAUUGACUUCAUGAAAACCAAUAAUGUAACUAAUUUUGUAACUUUUUGCAGCCUCAGGGAAUUUACUAAAUACAUAAUAUAACAGUAUGAAUAAUGAACCAAACUUACUGGCUUACCGGUAUAUUGCUUAGUUUGUUAGAUAGUGAGCCACACUUGCCUUUUUGAUUUAAAUUAUAAUAACUGAAACAAACAUUAUAUAGAUCGUAGAGUUUCAUGAAUGAACUCCUCCUGUACUGUUUGCUGCUUUCAUUCAUGAAGAAAACUUAAAGUCAAUCCUAAAUACGGGCAACUAAUGUAUGAAGCUUAAAAGGACUACACUAUUGACUAUAUGUCAUGGGAAAAUUCAAAGUCAGAGCCGUAAUCUGAAUCAUCAUCAUCAUCUGCUGGUAGCUCCAAUGCUUUUGAGGUUUCAUCUACUUCAUCUGCAAUUGUACGUUGAACUGGCUGAAUGACGCUGUCAUCAUUUGUCUGCACACCAGCAUCCUGCAUGGUUACCGUUACAACGUUCUCACUUAUACCACUUGAAUUGGCGACCAGUUGUGUGCUGACAAACAUUGGAGGACACUUUCGGCGUGGUUUGGCAGCUAACCAAGCUCUAACAGAAGCAUCAAUCACUCCUUCAAAUUCCUUACUUCCCACUUUAGGACCAUUGAUGAGAAUGUGUAGCAGAGCGUUGAGCAUGUCAUUCUUCAUUCUACUUCGAAGCCUUGUCUUCAUCAGUUUUAAAGAACUGGCACCCCUUUCCGGCCAUGCAUUCGACACUGGAAGAGAUCACUGCCUCUGCCAACUUUGCAAUAAGUGGAAGAUUAAAUGGGACCAGGUCCUUCAUGAACAUUAGCUUCUGGAGGCACCAAUCAGUUGAAGUGACUGUAGGUUUGCUUCCACCAGAGAGCUUUCUAACUUCCUCAGGCAAUUCGUUCUUCCAUUUUGCCAAGUCGUACUUGAAUACCUGCCACUCAUCCAUCAACUGCUUUUUGUCGCUUUCGUCAUCAAAGAACUGCUCAGCCAGAAGUUUCACCGCUGCACUGCCAUAAUCCCUGAAUCCUGGCUGGCCCCUUUCUGGAACUUGUGCAGGGUCAAAAAUAUUAAAAGCAGACAGGAGGGGAAGGGCAGGAAAUCUGCUACUUAAGCUUUCUUUCAGUGAAUUGACAUAUUUCACCAGGAAAUUGGUGAGAAACAGCUUAUCUCUAUCAGACGCAGUAAGAUCAGCUUGUUCCAAUCUGCCUCCAGGUGAAAGAUCUCUAAGGAACUCAGUGACUGGAACUCCCAUCUGGGCAAUUUUGUCAAGGUCAUCGGUGCACUUCUGAAUUGCUGGCUUUAUAUGGGAGAAGGAAACCUUUCCUUGUUGGAAAGCACAGCUGAGUCUGUUGAGAACAGGAAGAACGUGAUGCAUGACUGUUACCACCCCAAUGAAUUUCACUUUGUGCAUCUUUCCGAGAAGACCUGACGCCUGAGCAUCUUUCUGGUCAAGUUGCUUUAGUGUAAGCAUGAGUGGUACGUAAUCCUUAUGUACACCCUCUACAGCCUUGCCAAGAGAGAGCCACCUCGUGCGAGUAGCCUUAGCAAGUAUACGGACGCACUUAUCUUUAGCCUCUUUUGAAGGCUCUUGCAGCUUUUUCACGUUAAGUUGGGUCUUCAGAUAUGCUGCAAGUCGUUUUGGGGAAUUUUCAAAAAAUUUCCAGAUCUGAAAAAGCCAUCUCUCAACUUCUUGCAUGUAUGCGAUAUCAUCAUUAGUGUCACAGCAAGCAAGGGACAGUUUAUGGCAGAUGCAGUGAACACUGACGAGGUGUUUGUUCAACUCUUUCAGCCUGGUGGCCACCCCACUGGUUUUUCCAGUCAUCACGGAUGCUCCAUCCGUGCAAAGGCCAUUGAGCUUUCCAACUGACAAGUCACAAUGGUUUAACUCUGUUACAAGAGUCCUCGUUAUGGUUUCUGCAUUUGCAGACUCAGAUUCAACAAGGAGAUCAUUUGCACUAAGAAACUUAAUCUCUGUGCCACCAGAAGUGCUGUUCCAAAACUGCACGAACGUGAUUAAUUGCUCAGUAACAGAGAUGUCUGUUACUUCAUCAAUUAGAAGGCCAUAAGACCCUGCUUUCUUUAUUUCGUUUAUAAUCAUGUUCUUGACCACAUUUCCACUUGUCAGGAACAUUUCUCUCACUGCAGCGGGAGAUUUGUGAUUAAAAUGCUGCAUUUUGUCUAGCCCAACAGCACGAAACAGGUUUAGCAAAGAAAAGAACUUAACAUUAGCAACUGCCUCCCUUGCUAACCAAUACAAGGCUGCAAAAGCAUUGUACAAUACAUCGUUGCGAACUGCUUCCUUUUCUUCAUACUGUUGAUGAAACAUUGACACCCUUUGAUUCAUUUCAGCUUCCACAGCAGCUUGAUGCAUUUUGGCUGAAGAAUGUUCUCUGAUGGCCUCUUUCCUGUAUCUUUUGCUGGGUGUAGUGCUGAAUACUGCAGCAUUGUUCUGGGUGUUCAAAGUUUUAUGUUUACAGCAAAGAAAACAAAACAUGCCUUUGUUUUCCGAGAACAGAAGCCACCAGAUGCCUGUGGUCUUAUCAUAGGCUAGUUCUCUUUCUUCGACCCAGCUGUGGUGAAAUCGUCUCUUCUUCAGCUUCUUCUGCCUGGCCUCCUCUUCUUCUGAGAAAUCUUUGCAGCUUUUCUGUUUGCAAUCGUAGUAGUUGUGCAGGUUAGAAAGUCCACAUUUCUCUAUUUCCAAUAACAUAAUGUCAUCUGCUAUUGCUUUAGAUACACUUGGCCCUCGGGUUUUUUCUACUUGCCGUGAGGUAUGUGAGAGUGCUUCAUUAGACGACUGAGUUUCUACCCCUUCACUUGCUGCUUGUACUAGAGGCAUUGUUGAAUCAUCUGCCAAAGAAAGGUCCAAUAUGCAAUGCAUAAACCUCACCCUGUCACUUAUGCUGAGUUACAUUUUUGGCGGAUUUCCAUUUACCUUUUGCAGUAGUUUUUUGUGUCGUUUGUUUUAUGAGCUGCUGAAGAAUUAAGCUUAUAAAUUGUAUGUGUACACGAAGUUUAGCUUGACAUUCCUUUUAAUGUUACUUCUUUUAUGCUUCUAUAAUUGUAGACAUUUUUUUAGUGUUUUAAAAGAUUUCCACUGUAAACAUCUCUUUUCAAGUUACGCGAUACAUACUGUAAGUACUUUUUGACUUCCCAGAUUUUACGCAAUCUUUUCUACCAUGAAUAUAGAUAUCGGCUCGCUCGUAAAAGUAAGCUUAAUGCUCAUGGGACAACAUCCGCGGCCUCAGCUCGGACCUCACGCAAUGUUUGUUUUUAUUUCGGAUAAGUUUGCUGGGAAAUUUAAUUAACCAUCCUGUUAUAACUGUUAGGAAUUUGCACUAACCAUACAAUUCAGCAGGUUUCGAAGUUCUUAGAGUAAAACCAAAGAGGAGCCGGUUGAUUGCUUGUAUUCAAAGGUCGUUGCGGUUCAAUGACUCUUUUGACAUGCAAAACGCACACUUUAUUUAUAUCCGCCAGUGCAAGUUCAUUAUGUUGAAAAGAUAACUUGUAAUGUAUUAAUGACUCACCUUUUGCCCUCUUUGGAAAGAAAUUAUCUAAGACGCCUUGGACGUGAGGUCUUUUACUAGCAUUCUUCGCCAUUUUAAGCAAGUGCUUUUGGUAGCGUGAAAUGUCACGUGCAAAUGUUAUGUAACAGCAUGACAGAGGGUAGGUCCUGGUAACUACUUUGAAAACGCAGGCGAUGCGUUUCGUGCAAUGCGAUCAAACUUCGAAAUUUAUCCCUUUGGUAGAGAUAUCCUUCGGUAAUCCGGACACUGAAAUAUUAGUUUUCAUGAAGAAAAGAAAUGUAAUUCAGAGAUGCAAUUCCUGGUUAGACUCCCCUGGCAAGGCGGGAAAGCGGUGAAAAGAAGUUUCGGUUAGUCUGGCUUUUGAUUUCGUAUUUGUCUACUUGAGACCUAUUUCGGCGAAGGCGGGUACUGUGCUCAGAGUAGACGGGUGCCGGUACCCGGGUCCCGGCUUCUAAUAAAACCCCUGAAUAUGUCAUAUUGUCAUUCAACCUUCUUGCUAUUCACCAUCAAGUGUAAUGAUUCUGUUAGCUUUUCUUUCUUGUUUCCUUGUUUUCUUUUUUCUUCGUUAAGGACCAAAGUUCUUUUCAAUUAAAGGAAAUUGAUGCAUUUUUGAACUAAGUGUUCCCGUGUGUGUAUUUAUUUCAUUUCUUGAUUGCGACAGAGUUUGAAUUACAACCUGUUCAGAGCACUGCAUGCAGUUGAUAGUUUGAACGUUUAAAACAUAAGUUACGAUCGAAAAGAGUACAGCAUUUCUCUCAGCUGUUUUGUAUCAUGCAGACUUUUCAAAAUGAUUUUUCUUGGGUUGCCAGUUGAAAAUCGUGUUUUACUUUUUGCAUCGGAGUAGUGAUGUCACUGGACGGCAUUAAUGGCCAGACGAUUCAGAUGUUACUGACGGAGUAAUAAAAACUCAAAGUAACUGGAUACAAUUCAGGCUAAUCUACUUGAUGGUUGCAUUGAUUUGGUGUAUAACACUAUCAGACCUUUGAACAACUGUGGCCUACAGCUUGUUACCUGCACACCACAGCCUUACAGACAUGGGCAACUCUUUCCUGCUUAUUAAUAUGCCUUAAGGCAGUUUUUGCUGAUAAGGAAGCUUGGGGGAACUGUAAGUAACCUAACUCAAUAGCUCUUUUUCAUUACGGAAAAUCCAGGAAAUGAUAUCGUACAAAAAUGUCGAUUAAAAAUAGUUAUCAACAGUAUCGUAUUUAUUGACAUCAGUUAGCCUGAAAAUUUCAUUUUGGAGCUUCUAAAUUUUUAAAAGGUUCUAUGUAAGCAUGCCUUUACGCACCCAUGAUUGAAACUAGGCUGUGGGACCUUACAAUUAAUUUUCAUUCUCCUCUACCUGUUCCACCAUAUUGGCAGCGACAUACAUGUAUAAAGGGAAACCACAGCAAAGGCACAAACAUGCACUUCAGUCAUUGUUACUUUAAAUCCUAUGAUACCAUGAAAAUGACUAAAAACUUUUGUCUACAUUAAUUUUCUGCCACCACCUCUCUCACAUAAAUUUUCUAAUAAAAGAAAAAAAAAUCAGCAUCCAUGCAGAUCAACAUACAAAUACUACUGAUUUGUAAUAUCAAAUUAAUCAAUCUUAUCAGGCACUCACUGCUCUCAGUAACACGUUAGCCAGACUAUUAAAAGGUGCUUCAUCCCACUUCCCUACGUCCCUUUAAAUUUGGUUCUUCUUCCUUGCUACCAUUUCUGCAUGUACAUUUUCAUGUAGUUGUGAAUUGGUUCUCCCCUCUAUCUAUACCCACAAUCCCUAACAACUCCCUCCCUGCAAGCUCAGUGAAGAAAAUGUGCCUACAUGGUUAUAAGGGGUAGUCUGAAAAUAUUUCAUUUUCUCUUUGCUAUAAUCACCCCCACCCCCCAAAUGGGGAGCCAGGUAAGAGUCUGGCUUUUAGUUUAUGGAGAAUUUCAGUGUCCACCCUCGAUUUAGAUCACUCAAGUGCAUGGCCAAUUAAUUAAUAAGAAAAUCUGAGGGAAUUAGAACUACAUAGUUUUAUUACAAGAUGUAAAGCACUUAAAGUAUGGAGUAUUGAUGUCUUUACUACAACUAAUUACCUUGGUUUUUCUUGUUGCUGUUGUUGUUGUUUUUUUUGGCAAAGAGUUUAACUUAACUUAACUUUAUUAUUGCAUAAUCACACACUCGGAAAAUACAUGAGAACAACCAUAGGGGGUUUAAAUGGCCUAAGUUUUCUUCCCCCUACUCCCUCCCCCUCUCCAUUUCUCCUCCCCUCUCUGCCCCUCUCUUUAAAAAGAGGUCUGUUUUACUUGGUAAUUCCAAGAGAAUAAAACAUCUGAAAAUCCUGACCUGUUUGAUUGCUUUGAUUAUUUUUAUUAAAAGACUAAUCUAGAGUUAUCAUAUUUCCUUAAUUUCAUUUGCUGUAUACAAAUGUACCUGUACCUGUUAUUUAAGGCAGAAAGAAACUGGGAUGCAAUCUUACGUUUUGAUGAUUUAUUGUGUUAAAUAAAUGACAUUUUUCAAUCAGCUUCCAUUAUGAUGGAAGUUUUUGUCUAAGAGAAGGAUCAUAUAAUGCAGGAGUUAAGGACGACCCUAGAUUAUAUUUAAUUAGCUUUGUCAAUUUUGAAGCACAUUUGGGUGUUGGCAUAGAAAAUGUGCUUUACAAAUAAUGAACAUGAUGACUAUUAUGUGUUGAUAAUUAUUAUACUUUAUUUUUUAAAGAUAAAACGACCUCUGCUUAAUUACAGCACUGACAGCAGAGAUUCACAUAUCUGAUAAUGUGUGACCGGCAAUGCUUAGAAUUAAAAAAAAUGGUUGACUUUGUGAUGAAAGUCAUGCUUACAUCAAGUAUUAAGACUUAUUUUUACUAUACUAGGAAAGUCAUUUUAAAUUUCUUAUUUUUCCCUUCAUCAGCCAUGGCUGCCUCAUCCAGUCAACCUGAGACUAUGAAAGCAGAAUGCAGUCUGGACAAUCCAAAGGUUCAUUCUUUUUUCUGAAUUCUUUUUACAAAUAGCUAUAUUUUAUUCGUAUUACACCAUGUACAGUGUCAUUUCAAGGCCUUUGAAGAGAACUUUAUGAUUAUUUGGUAGUGUUUCCCAAAGCAAGCAUUUGAAGUUGUCAGAUGCUUUGUAAAAACUGCUUUCAUCAAGAAAACAGAAAACUACAUGCGAUGGCGUGAUCAUGCCCUUUGGGUGCAUGGCUGUGGUGAAAAUCAGGAAUGGGGUGGACAUUACAUUUGGGGAAUUUGUUUGUUUGAUAAAUAAUAAAAUUUGAGAAUUUUGUUGAUAUGCCUGAUUAAUUCCUAUUUGAUAGAAGGGGUUUGUUUCUAAAGACACUGUAAUAUGUUUUACUGUGGUGAGAAAUAGUGAAAAUUUGGCUAUUCUAUCCCUAUUAACUUAGUUUACAAAUUAUAUAUACAUUUACUAACAGCUGACAGUUCCCAAACCUGCUAUGUUUGUUGGUCUUGUAUCUCCUUACUUUUCACUUUUAUUGCCAUUGUUUUUGUAGGCUUGCUAUUCUGAGACCAGUGAUCCAGUUUUACAUGUCACUCUUCUUGGUGGUGAGUGGGGUUCAUCUGCUGGUGGGUUGUCAACCAUAAACAGAGAGCUUGCUAUUCACCUUUCACAGCAGUCAGCAGUGAAGGUUUCUUUACUAGUCCCAGAGGGGGCUUGCAAUAAUGAGGAAAAAAAUGAAGCCCAUACCUAUGGAAUCACUAUUGUUGAGGCAAAGAGACUUGCAGCAUUUGAUCGUCUUGAUUGGUUAAGCUUUCCACCCCAUGAGCACCUCAUGAACAUUGUUGUUGGCCAUGGUGUAAAACUUGGUCGGCAAAUACAGGUCAUAAGAGACUCUGCUCGAUUUCCAAAUUGUAGGUGGGUGCAAGUGGUUCACACUGCUCCAGAGGACCUUAGCAAGUACAAAUGCUACACUGACCCUAUUUCGAAAGGUGAAACAAAACACGAAUCAGAAGUUGAACUUUGCAAACUUGCUGAUCUUGUUGUACCUGUUGGGCCCAGACUGAAAGAAGCCUACACUUCAUAUUUACAGCGAUGCAAGACAGCUGAUCAAGACGUCUUGUCUAUUACUCCAGGCCUUUUUCAAAGGGAGUUUGGGGAUUUAGUUGCAAAACAAGACCCUAACGAGAACAGCGAAUUCAAAGUGUUGUUAUUUGGUCGUGGGGAUGAUGAGGACUUUGAACUCAAAGGGUACAACAUUGCUGCUCAAGCAUUUACUGAUCAACGGUUAAAAAACAAACCUUAUCAUCUAAUCUUUGUGGGAGCACCUGAAGGAAAGCAAGAAGAAGUUAGAGGAAAAUUUCUUCAGCGUGGUAUUGCGGAGGCACAGUUGACUGUUCGAAAAUUUAUACAAAAUAGAGACAAACUGAAAGAUUUGCUCUGUGAAGCUGACCUUGCCAUCAUGCCAUCAAAAUCCGAGGGAUUUGGUCUUGUUGCACUUGAAGCCUUGUCUGCAGGCCUACCUAUUCUUGUUGGUAGUAAGUCGGGAAUUGCCGAAGCAUUAGAGAAUGUUCCUAAUGGUUAUUCAUGCAUCGUCUUUUUUGAUGAUCCUGCAAAAUGGGCAGAAGCAAUUGAAGCUGUUCAUGUCAGGCAUCGAAUGCGCCUUGAAGAGAUUAAGACACUUAAAGCAUCUUAUGGAGAGAUCUACAGUUGGAAGGAACAAUGCAAAGAGUUUGUGAAGAGAAUGUGGAAAAAGGUCAACGGUAAGAUGUUGCUGUGA